Peromyscus maniculatus bairdii (prairie deer mouse) is the source of this 894-nucleotide messenger RNA. NCBI's taxonomy places the organism in Eukaryota, Metazoa, Chordata, Mammalia, Rodentia, Cricetidae. The record is from RefSeq and is a predicted model, not a curated record.
UAUUGCCUUUAUUCUCAUUAAUCAGGACUGCUCUGCAUUUUGCUUGUGUCUAUGGCAGGGAAGAAGUAGUAAGUAUUCUACUGAGAAAUAAUUGUGAUAUUGAUGCUGUUGACAGGAAUUCCAUCACACCUCUGAUGAAGGCUGUACAAAACUGGUCAUAUGGAUGCAUGUGUACAUUGUUGAAGCACGGUGCUAAUCCCAAUCAUAUGGACAAAAAUGGCAAUACUUCUCUUCACUAUCCUGUGUCUGAAGACAAUCAGAAGCUGGUUGAAUAUUUGCUUAAAUACAAUGCAGACAUGGAACAAAAGAACAAUGAUGGCUUUACACCACUUUUACUGGCUCUCAAGGAAAACAAAAUAGAGAUGGCAAAAUUUUUAGUAAAGAAGGGGGCAAAUAUACAUGUAUUUGAUAAGAUGAAAAGAAACACACUCUUAUAUGCCAUAAGAUGGGAUUCAACAGAUUUGGUCAGUCUAUUUCUGGAUGAAGGUAUUGACUUUUUCUUUAAAGAUGUGUUUGGAUGGACUGUGUUACGCUAUGCUAUUGAAGGCAUGAGUAAAGGUAGUCGAAACAUUCUUAUGGACUAUGAAGUAAAGUUACAUGUUAAAAAUAAAGAUGGCAGUCUAGCAUAUGUUUAAGCAGUCCCAGCCCAAGGGUAUUUACUAUGGUAAAUUUGAAAAAUAUAGAAGAGCCAGAAACCAAGUAAACAUGGAGAAGCAAGAUGGAUGAGGGAACAUGCAUUCAGAGAACCAAGCCUAUUAGCAACAUACUCAAAAACAGACUUCACCAGGAAAAUAAUGUGACUUCUUAAUUUUAAACAGGAUACCAUGAUAGAUCUUCACUUACCAGCACAACUAACUUCAAUCCCCAGGCAUCUUCUAUUUGAAGGACGAAAAG